GUGGGUUGAGCUGCAGCGCAGCUCGCAUGGGGGAGUCUAUCCCGCUGGCCGCCCCGGUCCCCGUGGAACAGGCRGUGCUGGAGACGUUCUUCUCUCACCUGGGUAUCUUCUCUUACGACAAGGCCAAGGACAAUGUGGAGAAGGAACGGGAGGCCAACAAGAGCGCGGGGGGCAGCUGGCUGUCGCUGUUGGCGGCCUUGGCGCACCUGGCCGCGGCCGAGAAGGUCUAUCACAGCCUCACCUACCUGGGGCAGAAACUAGGGGGCCAGUCUUUCUUCAGUCGGAAGGAUUCCAUCCGCACCAUCUAUACUUCCCUGCAUAAUGAGCUGAAGAAGGUGGUGACUGGCCGUGGGGCCCUAGGUGGGACUGCACCUCAUGUGGAAGAACUCCUGUCCCAUCUGUCAGAGCAGCUCUGCUUCUUCGUUCAGGCUCGGAUGGAGAUUGCAGACUUCUAUGAGAAGAUGUACACACUUAGCACACAGAAAUUCAUCAACGCUGAAGAGCUUGUUGGCCUUUUGGACACCAUCCUCAAGAAAUACAGCUCCAGGUUUCAUCACCCAAUCCUCAGCCCUUUGGAGAGCAGUUUCCAGCUGGAAGUCGAUGUUCUGAGUCAUCUCCUGAAGGCCCAGGCCCAGGUCUCAGAGUGGAAGUUCCUCCCAUCUCUGGUUAACUUGCACAGUGCUCACACUAAGCUUCAGACUUGGGGCCAGAUCUUUGAAAAGCAGCGGGAGACGAAGAAACAUCUGUUUGGAGGGCAGUCUCAGAAGGCUGUUCAGCCCCCACACCUUUUCCUUUGGYUGAUGAAACUCAAAAACAUGCUCCUGGCCAAGUUUAGUUUUUACUUUCAUGAGGCACUGAGCCGGCAAACGACAGCUUCAGAAAUGAAAGCAUUGACUGCAAAAGCUAACCCAGACCUGUUUGGAAAGAUUUGCAGCUUCAUCAGGAAAUAUGAUGCUGCCAACGUGUCCUUAAUUUUUGACAACCGAGGUUCAGAGAGCUUUCAGGGUCAUGGCUACCACCACCCCCAUUCCUACAGGGAGGCCCCUAAGGGUGUGGACCAGUAUCCAGCCGUGGUGUCUCUGCCCAGUGACAGGCCAGUCAUGCACUGGCCCAAUGUCAUCAUGAUCAUGACAGACCGGACAACAGACCUGAACAGCUUGGAGAAAGUGGUUCAUUUCUAUGAUGACAAAGUUCAGAGUACCUACUUCCUUACCCGCCCAGAACCUCACUUUACUAUUGUUGUCAUUUUUGAGUCAAAAAAAUCUGAACGAGACUCCCACUUUAUUUCCUUCCUCAAUGAGCUCUCACUUGCCCUUAAGAACCCCAAAGUUUUUGCAAGUCUGAAACCUGGAUCYAAAGGUUAGCCAGUGAUUUGUGUAAGAGAUUUUUAAGACUGGAAUUUGUGUUCUUAAUUGCUCUGAUGAUCUGCAGUGGUAUGUGGCAAGAAUUUAYGUCCAUUCAUGCUUCUUUCAGAGCAGUAUUAAAGACAAAUCCUCCCUAAUUGUGUUGUACACUUUGUAAGCAAUUAAGGCCAGUUGAAUUAAGUAUCCAAAGAGUAAUCUGGGAAGUGAUCAUGGACUGCUGUGUAUCUCCACUGUUCAGCAAAGUAGUUCCAGUAUUUUCUCCUGUAUUUUUCCUCUAUUUUAUGUGGACUGGACAUUUUCUGUCAUUGCAAUUAAAGGUGAAUCGGAUUUGUAGCAUAAUGUCAGCUUUUAACAGUUCAGAUGAUCCUCCUUGCAACUCUAAUGGCCAUUGGUUCUUUUGGAGUGAUCUAUAUGUCAAACUGCAUUUGUUUUGCCUUUUUAAAGUUUGAAGUUUUUAUUGUUUUAAAGUCAGCGUAAACCAUYGUGAGGUUUCUUCUUCGUACUAUCUCUUUGACUAUUAUCACUUUUUUGCUGAAAUCUAUGUUCAUCUUUGGCUCUACUCCCUGGUUAUUUUUAGGCUCAGAAAGUAUCAGUGUUGGUUUUUCAACCACUUUAGCUUCUCAUACAAUGUGCCCUGCUUUUAUAAAAUCAAAAUGAAGGUCUUGAUGCCUUGCAUUUGCUAAAAAUCAAUUGUGCUUUCAGAAGACCUCUUCAUAGUUGAGUAAUUAACUGAGUACUUAGCACAUCUGAACUUGGGUUUCAUGUCUGCCUCCUGCAAAUUAUGUUUAGUAGCAGUGCUACAUCUUAACACUGUCUGCCUCAUCAUUUUCCUUCAGUAGGUGUUCAUGGAGAAGUCAGUGGAAUAGUAAAGGCAUAAUGGACUCUGAAAUCCUUCAUUUCCGUUACUGUUUCAGAGUAAAAAGGAACCAGAAAGAAUAACCAAGUUGUUACUACUUGGUAGUUCUUUCAAAGUUUGUGUAAAAUGUUACAGCCAGCUGAGUGCUGUUUCUCAUGAUUAUGCAGACCCACUGUUGCACUGUGUGUCCACAGAGGACACACCAGUAACAUCAGCAGAGCCGGGGAGCCUCCAAGUCAGUGGGAGGACUGCCCACCUAGUCUGGAUUUCCUGGUAGAAGAACMCACCCGCCUACUUUCUGGAGAGAACAUGUGUUUUUCUUUAUUUCUCUCUCAUCAUAUGAUUUGUAAAAAGCCAGUUUGCUUUAAAUAGAAUGUAGUGAUUUAUCUCUGCAUUUUAUUCACUCAGGUUCUAUAAAAAUAUGAACAGAUUUUACAACAUUGACCUUACUUAAAAAAUURAAAACAGUUGGAACUAAAGAGUCAAAUCAUUUUUCUUCUUUUUUUGUACUUUGCCAAGUAACUGAAAAAUAUUCCUUGGUGUUUGUGUAUUUUUUUCCCCUGGGUAAAACCACCAUGAGCCUUAAUGAUAGGGCUCCCCCAUGUACCUAAAAUAAUAUGUGCUUCAGUGGAACACAAAGGGGUGUAAAUAAAACAUAURUGACACUUAAGCUGUCAAAUGCAUACAUAUUUGAAUUGUAUGUUUAUUUUUUAAACAAAAAAGAAUUUACAAGGAACAGAAGGCAGAUGUAAAUAUUAAAAUCUAAGACAAUUCAUGAA
Messenger RNA from Urocitellus parryii (Arctic ground squirrel), 2999 nucleotides. RefSeq names its product KICSTOR subunit 2 (gene Kics2). Gene Ontology annotation, biological process: negative regulation of TORC1 signaling; cellular response to amino acid starvation; cellular response to glucose starvation. The record is from RefSeq and is a predicted model, not a curated record. Gene Ontology annotation, cellular component: KICSTOR complex. Lineage: Eukaryota; Metazoa; Chordata; Mammalia; Rodentia; Sciuridae.